Aspergillus puulaauensis is the source of this 1140-nucleotide messenger RNA. Its product is annotated as agmatinase. The record is from RefSeq and is a predicted model, not a curated record. The transcript is spliced from 8 exons. Gene Ontology annotation, molecular function: metal ion binding; agmatinase activity. Bases 1 to 1140 code for a protein of 379 amino acids. Lineage: Eukaryota; Fungi; Ascomycota; Eurotiomycetes; Eurotiales; Aspergillaceae.
AUGUACGCCACGACCCUAACGUCCGCUCUUCUUCUCCUAUCCGCCAACGCGCGAGACGUCGUCUUUCCCCCAGUCGCAGGCGUUGAAUCGGAGCAAUUCCUCCUCGGACAACGUAACAAGAUCGACAUCACCAGUGGUAGCCAAUUCUCCGGCCUCACCACGUUCGCCCGCCUUCCCUAUGUGAAUUGCUUCGUGGACAGCGAGGCCGAGCCGUCCCCGUACGACAUCGCGAUCCUUGGCGCUCCCUUUGACACCGGUGUCACUGCGCGCCCGGGAGCAAGAUACGGGCCCGGAGGAAUCCGCCUUGGCUCUCGUCGCAUCCAGGGCUGGAACAUCUACACCGAGCAGAAUGUUUUCGAGAGCUGGGCGAAGCUGGUGGAUUGCGGGGAUGCGCCGCUGACAUGGUUGGAUAAUACAGUUGCGCUAAGGCAGCUUGACCUUGCGCAUAAGGUUGUUUCUUCUCGCGCGACAAACAGUACGGAUCAUGGGCACACGCCUCGAAUUGUGACUCUGGGCGGGGACCAUACGACGACACUGUCGGCUUUGAGAUCUACCUAUGAGCAUUUUGGACCAGUGUCGGUGAUUCAUUUUGAUAGUCAUAUUGAUACAUGGGAUCCCAAGGUGCUAGGUGGCGGAAUAUCUCAUUACGCUGGCGUCAACCAUGGGACGUUCCUACACCUCGCACACGAAGAAGGCCUCAUCCAUAAUAAUUCCAUCCACGUCGGCAUCCGAGCCCCCCUCAACCGUGGGAAAGGCGACAUUAGAAACGAUAUCCGCUGCGGUUUCUCAACAAUCAAAGCCCGCGACCUCGAUCGUCUCGGUGUAGCCGGUGUUGUGGAGGAAAUCAAAUCGCGGGUUGGAAAUAGUAAGGUCUACAUUUCGGUCGACAUUGAUGUCUUGGAUCCGGCAUUUGCACCAGCAACCGGCACCGCGGAACCGGGAGGACUGACGACUCGCGAACUCCUCACCAUCAUAGACUCUCUUCGCGGUCUCCCGAUUAUUGGUGCAGACGUAGUCGAGGUAGCCCCGAUAUACGAUACGGCUGCGGAAACUACUACCCUAGCAGCAGCGGAGGUUGCGCACUCUUUGCUUGGCCUCAUGGUGCAUACUCCAUUGGUUAGUCAAAAAGCAAAUGUGUAA